Nothobranchius furzeri (turquoise killifish) is the source of this 1709-nucleotide messenger RNA. It is a transcript of the gene tmed4, whose product is annotated as transmembrane p24 trafficking protein 4. Lineage: Eukaryota; Metazoa; Chordata; Actinopteri; Cyprinodontiformes; Nothobranchiidae. Gene Ontology annotation, biological process: intracellular protein transport; endoplasmic reticulum to Golgi vesicle-mediated transport; positive regulation of canonical NF-kappaB signal transduction. The record is from RefSeq and is a predicted model, not a curated record. Gene Ontology annotation, cellular component: endoplasmic reticulum-Golgi intermediate compartment; Golgi apparatus; COPII-coated ER to Golgi transport vesicle.
CUUGUUCCGUAGUGGAAGAUGACGUCAGUGCGCUGCAGCAUUUUGAUGUCCGCUAACGUGAAGGAGGUGAAGAUGCUCCCCAUCUCUGCCGCAGCGGUUUCUCUUCUGGUGGCCUGGAUUUACCCCAGCGGCGCGCUUUAUUUCCACAUCGGAGAGACGGAGAAAAAAUGCUUCAUUGAAGAAAUUCCAGACGAGACGAUGGUGAUCGGAAAGUACCGGACUCAGCUGUGGGACAAACAAACCACUUCCUUCCUCCCAUCCACCCCCGGCCUUGGCAUGCAUGUAGAGAUCAAGGAUCCAGACACGAAGAUCAUCCUCUCUCGUCAGUACGGCUCUGACGGACGCUUCACCUUCACCUCUCACACUCCUGGAGAGCAUCAGAUCUGUUUGCACUCCAACUCCACAAAGAUGGCUCUGUUUGCAGGAGGAAAGCUGAGAGUACACCUGGACAUCCAGGUAGGCGAGCACACCAACAAUUACCCUGAAAUAGCAGCGAAGGACAAGCUGACGGAGCUGCAGCUGCGGGUCCGACAGCUGCUGGACCAGGUGGAGCAGAUCCAGAAGGAGCAGAACUACCAGAGGUUUCGAGAGGAGCGGUUCCGCAUGACGAGUGAAAGCACCAACCAGCGCGUUCUCUGGUGGUCCAUCGCUCAGACCUUCAUCCUCAUCAUCACCGGCAUCUGGCAGAUGAGACACCUGAAGAGCUUCUUCGAGGCCAAGAAGCUGGUGUAGCUUAGAUCCGGGUCUGGAGAUGGAGGUCUGAACAUCAGGCACGAGAAGCCCUUCACACACCCACCUUGGGCUCCUGCUCUCCUCAUCCCACCGUCGCAGCAUUCCUGGAAACGCUGGACUUUUUUCUACCUUCAGGUGCAGAAAGCAGGAUGUUUGUUUCUAAUUUCUCUAAAAUAAGAACUCCUUUCACUCCUGAAUGACCCGCUGGGGUUUCUAACGCUCCCGCCGAAGGCUGGUGCAGAUAUUUUACUCCCGACGUGUCAAACGGGUUCACCUCUCCUCCCAGAACAGUUUAAACAUCCUCGCUCGUCGCUUUAGGUUUCCUUCCAGGCAGCCUUUUUCACGCUGAGUGAGUGAAACCCCUCUGAAGUCAUUCAGACGUGAACGAGUGAUGCUGCAGGGUUUCACAGAGGAGCACUGCUGCUGUUCCUCGUCUCUGACGGCUUCGUAGAAAACAACGAGUACACUUCCUUGUUUUUAUAUUUAAGAAGCUACCAGGUGAUUGGUCGACUUUAAGCAUCUUCUAAAGCUGAAUAAGGCUAACAUAGCCUCCGCCUGUCACGCACCCAAAGGACCGUGUUCACAUCUGCUUUUUCAGCAUCUGUAGUGGAGCGGACACAAGUAAACACAUCUGAUCAUUUCCUUGUUUAGGCUUGAAGCGGGGUCAGGGACCCCGACCCCGACCCUGCUCAUUAGCAGGAUUGGGUUUCGUCUCCGCCCCUCUGGAGGCUGGACGGUUUCCAUGAGCACAGCUUUGGUCUUCAGGACCGACUGUGCUGUAAAUAUGUUCUGUUGGUUUUCUACCGACUUGUUUCAUCACAUCUUAUUUAUUGAGUAGUUUUGAUGGUUUUAGGGCUUCUGUUGUGAUGUCAUCACUGUUAUGUUUCCUUUGAAGUGGUCGUCUCCCUGAAGUGCUUAAUAAAGUUUCUGACCAAACCAACUUCUAACGUGAAUAAAUACACAACACAGCAGAUUUA